GCCUGGGCAUUUGCAUGGGCUGAAGGCAAAGCGGCUUCAUCAGUGACAGUCAGUUUUUAUUUUUAGCUGGCCGCUCAGCUCGCCUUGCAGGGGGGCGGGGAAGGAAGGAGGCUGGCUCCCAGCGGGGCGGCAGGACUGGGACACUAGCGGAGAGGUUACCGCAGGCGAGCAGCAGCCAGCCGGGCUGCAAGCUGCUCCGAGGCAGGGAGCAGCGGCCUCGAGCUCCCCUAGCUAGAGGAUCUGCCUGGGGGGGUCACUCGGCUCUUCCGUGCGAGCCUCCUGCAGCGGAGGCACCGGCAAGGCUUUGCAAAUGGCCAGUCCUCGGCUAGAGCUGGAAGAAAUUCAGCCUCUGCAGCAGGACGCUGCCCGUCCGGAGCCAGCCUUCGCCGAGGCGCGGCACUGGAUCGAGCAAGUCACAGGCAGAAGUUUUGGUGACAAAGAUUUUCGGUCUGGAUUAGAAAAUGGUAUUCUGCUGUGUGAGUUGCUGAAUGCAAUAAAGCCUGGACUGGUAAAAAAGAUAAAUAGACUGUCGACCCCUAUUGCAGGGUUGGACAACACCAUCUUAUUCUUAAGAGGCUGCAAAGAGCUGGGGCUUAAAGAAUCUCAACUUUUUGACCCGGGUGACCUUCAGGACACAUCAAACAGAAUAACAGUCAAGAACAUUGACAACAGUAGAAAGCUGAAAAAUGUACUAAUUACCAUUUAUUGGCUGGGGAAAGCAGCAAACAGAUGCACUUCAUACAGUGGAGCAACACUGAACCUGAAGGAGUUUGAAGGAUUGCUGGCACAGAUGAGAAAGGAAACAGAAGAUAUUGAGAGCCCCAAACGCAACAUUCGUGACAGUGGUUAUAUUGAUUGCUGGGACUCUGAACGCAGUGAUUCCCUUUCCCCCCCUCGCCACGGCAGAGAUGAUUCCUUUGACAGUUUGGAUUCAUUUGGUUCCCGCUCACAGCAGACACCGUCUCCAGAUGUAGUACUCAGAGGAAGCAGCGAUGGGAGAGGGAGUGACUCUGAGUCUGACUUGCCACACCGAAAGAUGCCAGAUGUGAAAAAAGAUGAUAUGUCUGCAAGGCGGGCGUCGUAUGGCGAACCUAAAUCAGUUGUGCCUUUUAACCAGUAUCUCCCGAAUAAGAGUAACCAGACUGCCUAUAUACCAGCUCCUCUUCGGAAAAAGAAAGCUGAACGAGAAGAGUACCGGAAGAGCUGGAGUACUGCUACUUCACCACUCGGAGGAGAGAAGCCUUUCAGCAAAAACCAUCCUGAAACCAUAGAAGAAGAACAAAAUGAGGCACCAAGACAACAUGAAGAGGAGCAGGUGGGAUGCAUGGCUUCCAGGACAAACCCCUGUAAAAGUCAAGUAGAUUUGAAUCAAAACAAAGGAAAGACAAUAGGUCAGUUUCCUUCAGGUAGUGCCAAAGAAACUGCAGUGCACAAGUGCAAAGAGAAAGAUGCAGAGGAAAUCAGAAAGUUACGAAGGCUUGAACAAGCUGGUAUUAAGGUCAUGCCAGCAGCACAACGCUAUGGCAGUCAAAAGCAAAUAUAUGAAGAUAGUGAACCUACCCCAGAUAUCAUUCUUCACAAGGAGAAACCCUCUAUGAUGCAUUGUCAAGGGAAGGAUUCUGGAUCAGAAGAUGAAGCAGUGUGCAGAGUUCCUGAUCUAGAAAAGGAUGACUUUGCAGCCCGGAGAGCAAGACUUAAUCAGCCCAAACUUACAGUGUCAUUUAACCAGUUUUUAGUUGGGCCCUGUACAAAUAAAGAUAAAGGUAAACUGGAAGGUGCUAAAAAGCCAUUACAGAAGGAAAAACAGGAAUAUGCCAGAGCAAACCAGGUACAUAUGGCAUCAGCGAGGCAAAUUGUGACACGUAAAGAAAACCCAUUCCUGCAGUCUCAGGAUAUCGAGUCGGAGGAGGAAGAGCAGGUGAAAGUACCUGAUAUUCAAAGAGAUGACCUGGCUAAACGAAAGACUCAAAGUAACCUUAACCAGCAACAAGAGUCUCCAGUAUUUGUGAAAGCUUCUAUAACGCAAGCAGAUUUGGAGACGUGGGACAGACUGAAAGUGUCCGAGGAGCUCAGCGAAGAAGACCUCAAAUGCUCCAAGGAUCCUGAACCAUCCGCUGAAAUUGCAGUGGAAGCAGCCAUUCAUGAUGAUUUUGCUAGCUGUAAAGCAAGAGCGUACAAAAAGGCUUCUAGCCCCAAGCAGAAGUUUGUGCACUUUGGGCCAGUGACUGAGAUUGAUCAACAGAAAUGGGAGAAGCUUAGUAUUGCCAGGGCCACAUCCAAUAGUGAAACCACAGAGGAGACUGGGAGGGAAAGUGCUGAGAGACAGAUUUGCCAUGAAACCUUUACAUCUGCCACUGCCUGCAGCCUCACUACCAUUGGACAUAAUAAUGAAGUCUCCAGGCCACAAAAUGAUUCCAGUGAGGUAGCACGGUCAGAUACAGAUGAAUAUUGCCAAGGAAUCCAGUUGGCUGCCUGUGUUGUCUCUCAGAACCAAACUCCAUGCAGAUUGAGUGAAUGGCAUGAAAGUAGGGAGGAAGAGCUUGAUGGGAGUUCACCAAACAGUGAGAGAGAUGAUAUGAUGGCUAGAAGGAUGGGAACCUUUCAGAGGCAGACUAGCCCGGUUUGUAUGCCAUAUUCUCCCAUGUCAGUUGCCCAUCAUCCUCUGCAGCAACAGAAAGGAGUAAUUCAUAAGAGAGACUUGAAGACUCCACAGAAAGCAGAAAGCAGUUUGCCCUUGAAUUGCACAAUGGAACAACAUCAUGGAACAGUUUCAUCUGUCUCCGUGGGCUGUAAUGUGACAAGGGACGAGAGCCAUGAGAAACUGAAAGAUCAUGACCAGCCUAGGGGUGGGGCAAAACACCAAGUGAGAAUUCCAGAUCCAAGAGAUGACAUGAUGGCAAGAAGAACUGGAGCUUUUCUAAAGCAGCCUGGACCAAGUGUUAAACAGUUCCUUCCAGUUCCUUUUUCAAAGCAGCAGAGUAGCCAGGAGAGAACUAAGAAACUUGUAAAGCCUGAAAAGAAAGUGAAGAGCAUCAUCACCACUGGCUCAUUCAUCCCUGAAAAAUGUCCACAAAUCUGUGCUAACAGUCCUCAGAGACUGGCAGUGCAGCCUCAACACAGAGAAGAAAAAGAACAAGAAAGACAACAUCUCCCUGAUACAGGACAAGAUGUGGCUUCCACUGUUCACAUGAAUAGUCAGAGUCUUGAUCAAAUUCACUCAGAUCAAACUUCACAGCUUCAGGAAGUUCCUGAGAGAAACAAAGUGUUGUCAUCCAGAGACGAACACCUGCAAACAUUCGGCCCCAGAACUGCUGUGUCUGAUGACGCAGAGAGUGUGAGUAUGUUUGACAUGAGGUGUGAAGAUGAAGCUGUGAUGCAGCCUCACAGCAAGGCUCGCCAUGAAAAACUACAGCAUAUUCACAACCAACUGAAAGAGGAUGAGGAUAGAUGGCAAGAUGAUCUGGCACGGUGGAAAAGUCGGAGAAGAAGCGCUUCACAGGACCUAAUUAAAAAAGAAGCCGAGAGAAAGAAGAUGGAAAGAUUAUUGAGUGGCGGUGAUGGAAUAAGUGAGCGAAGGAAAAGUAUCAAGACUUACAGAGAAAUUGUGGAGGAGAAAGAGAGAAGAGAAAAGGAGCUGUAUGAAGCCUACAAGAAUGCCAGGUCACAUGAGGAGGCGGAGAGCAUUCUCCAACAAUACAUUGAAAGGUUCACCAUUAGCGAAGCUGUCCUUGAACGUUUGGAGAUGCCAAAAAUUCUGGAAAGAAGCCAUUCAGUGGAGCCAAAUUCAUCAUCGCCACCGAAGGACCCAAAUCCUAUGAGAUACUUACGGCAACAAUCGCUGCCUCCUCCAAAAUACACUGCCACGAUUGAAGCAACCAUUGUUCCUAUCAAUGAAUCAGAAGCCACUGUUUCAACAGGCCAAACAUCUCCAAGCAAAACUGUUGUCUCCAAGGCUGUGCCUAUGCUGACACCCAAGCCUUAUGCACAACCCAAAAACACGCAGCAGGUCUUGAAAACAUUUAAGGUAGAUGGAAAAGUCAGCAUGAAUGGCGAAACUUUCAAUGGACUUGAAGAGAAGGAUAAAGAAUGUACAACAGUGAUAUUUGCUCCUUUACUAAGAAGAUCUCCAAAGUUUGAAGGGGUGGCCAGAGCGGAUGGAUACCCGAUGGAACUGAAGCAGGACACCACUAGCAUUGAGCUCAGUUUAAAGAGGCCUGCCACUCACACUGUGCACAGAGAGCUGACAAUUUGCUGAAAAAGAGUCGAGGGGGAGAGAGCAGACCUUUAGAAUUUCUUAUGGCCAGUGAAGCUAAUAGAUGAAAGGGAAGGGAUCUAUAGAGAAUUACCAAAAUGGCCUCCAAGAUAAAAAUUCACUCCUAAAUAAUGACACGAUACAUUAUAAUCCAUUACCACAUAGAAACAAAUGAAAAUAAAAUAUUAUAAGAGCAGAAUCUACUAGCUUCACAAUUCUUAAGGUUGAGGAAACUCUUCUGAGAGGAGAAUCUAUUUUCAGGGACUACUAACAUCAUGAAAAAACUUUCUUCGGGUCUGAAACUUGAUUUAAAAGAUUUAAUUCUGCUAUUGUUGGCUUUUUAUAUAGUUUUAACGAUUUGAUUUAGCAGUUUAUGAAUCAGAAGGUUUACAAAAAUUGGCAAUUUCUGUUUUUGUUUUUUUGCCUGGUCAGUUCCAAUAACUAAAACUUUUGAGAUGCUAUUACCAGGUUUUAAUUAAAUCAAUUUUCUUAUUGUCCAGAAAAAUGCACUUUUAAAAUAAUUGCUUGUCUACUACACUUUAUAGAGAUGGAAGAAAUUAGAAAGAAAAUAAUAAAAACUAACACUUGCAUGAGCAUGACAGGUCUGUUCCUAGGACCUUAGCUCAUGGAGUCAUAUGAUCACAUCAGAAUCUCAUCUUUCAUAUGACUCCUCUUUCCUCCCCCUCCCCCACCAUCCUCUUGGUCAUGGAGAAAGUUUGAAAACAUGAACCAAGUGUAAUUCAAUGCAGUGAUGUCUGCCUGAGUCUGCAGACAGCCUGAAAUAAUAGCCCCUAAAAGGGGUGAACUGCCCCAUGCAUCUCAGUAGGAUGAGGUAGCCUCCCACAUCGCAAAAUAGGAUGAGGUAGCCUCCCACAUCACGCCAGAAAAGGACUGUGGGAGAGUGGCCAGAGAAGAGUCUAAUAUGCUUAGCUCAUGCACCAAAGAGACAUUGCAGCUGAUGAGCUAAGUACUGAGUGUUAUCCCCCUCCACCUGUCCCCCGCACAUGUACUUUGCACUGUCUUCUCAUGAGAAAGAAGAGUCUUCUGCUGCUCCUGAAGGAAGGGGGGUAUCCCUGCUGGUCUUCCUGGGGGGGGGGGGGGAAAGAGGGUCCCAUGCUGCAGUCUCUACCACCAACACGUCAAGUAGAGGGCAGGGAUGGAGCCACAUGGGACCCCAUGUCAUAUUCCUAGCGCAUAGAUUGCCUUAAUGUGGUCUGAUUGACACUACCUGGCUGACUUACAGUGAACACUAGCAAAAGGAGCUACUAGAUGUUUCUGACAGCACAACUUGUGUGUAUGUAGAGGGAAGUGGCACAGGGAAUAGGAUGGGAAGUCAAAAUGGUGUUAAUAGGGAUUGUCAAGAUUUAUAUUUAAAAUGAGUAUAAAGCACAGCUGAAGCACAGGUGUUUUCAUGGUAGAGAAGACUACGGCCUGGAUUUCUGUGAUAAAGUAGUAACAAAGCAUGGAUCUGCAAGUAUGUGUAGGCUCAAGGUUUUGUAAGACUCCUUUCUAACUAACUAAUGGUGGUUCUGGAAUGCCAAGGCAGCAGUUCACCCACUUCUACUCCUUGUAGAAGAUGACUGGUGUGGUAUAUAGUUCCCAAAAAUAAGGGGAGCCACUUUCUGUGUGCCUGAUUCAGCACAAUAUGUACUUAGUUUCUGCACUCUCAAAAUGAAUUGUGGUCCCCUUAUUUGAUGUCUGGCCCUAAUGCACAUUGAAAUACGGGAGGAAAGAGAGGCAGAAAAGUAGGCAAGAGGAGGUGGUAGACUGGGGAAAGAAAGAGUUCUCUGGAUUUUUCCUGGGAAAAAUUUUCAAGUAUAUAAAAUCAAGCAUAUUUUUUAAGCAUUGAAAUUAUUCUAUUCUCUUGCCUUCCACUGCUUUUCUUGUUUCUUGUUUUGUUUUUGUUUUUACUUUCAGUUGAGUGAUUUAGGGCUUUUGGUCUAUUUCUGCCACUUCCCAAGCUUUGAAUAAGGAAGCAUUUUUUUCUGGAGGCAGCACUUCUAUCUGCCAACAAUAGGUGCUGUUUCUAAUGGGAUGGGUUUUCUCUCAGCUUCUUACUCUCCCAAGGUCCUUGUUUGCUUUUCUCUCAAUUGUCAGUUUCAGUCACCUCCUCUGCUUGUGUUUUUUGUUAUGUUCCAUGUUAUCUUUGGCCUCUCUCCCCUUUUCCCUUCUUCUUAUUGCCCCCCUGGUGUUUGUGUUCACUUGUCAAAUAGACUAGUCCUGUCUUCAAUUUGCCUAGAAUGUUUUCCUUUGAUGCACCGUAGUGUUGUGCUAAAGCAUAUCAGGUGGCUAAAGGCAUCAUUUACAAUAGAGGAAAAUGCUCUGCUUUCAAUAUGCCGCUUUCUUGCCCGAACAUGCAGAAGAGUUUAGUCAAGCUGCACCAUAUCAUAGACCAAUACGAUCUUGUCUUCAUGGGUUUUUAGAGGCAUGGGGGUCCCUUUAUGAGCUUUCCAUUCAUGUCCUGGCUCAGAUCCAGGCAUCAUUCCAACAAAAUAAUUGAGAGGGAAUAAGAGAGACAUACACGGUACUAGUAACAACCUGCAAUGGGAGAAUCAUUUGGGGUGUACAUGGCCAUUGCCUAGACUUUUUUGUAGCUGCCGAAAAUUACGGUGCCAGUCCUGGCAGCCAUUGGAAAGGAAUGGGUCUCCCGCACCAGAAGUAUAGUAGAGAGAAAUAUUUCUAGGCAUGUAUGCUUGUGUCUGGUAUAUAUGUGAAAUUGUUAGGCAGAUCUCUAUUCCUUAAAUCUGAACACAUCUUUCUCCAAUUAGUAUUGAAAGUGCUAGUAAUUCUGUAGUCUAGUUAUGCAGCUAGCUGAUAUCUUUACUAGCCUGUUAUCCAGCUGAAGAUCUUAAAAUGCUCUAUAAACAUGAAUAAAGUAAGCCUCAAAACAUGCCUGUGAGGAAUAGUAUUUAUGGCAUAGCUCUAAUUUAUAGCUGGAGAAACUGAAGCAGAGGCCCAAAGAUUAACUAGCCCAAGAUCACAUGGUGUGUCAGUGGCAAUGCCAGGAAUAGAACCAGGAUCUCCUGACUCCAAGUCCCAGGCUUUAGCCGUUAAUAGUUCAAGGUUCCUCUCCAUUAUUAAUGGUAGUUGUGCACGUAAAUCCUCGCACAUAGUGAGAAUUGUAUCUUUAGUUCUUAAAAUUAAAAAUUACUGAAGGCCCCAAAAUACCAUAAAUUUUUAAUUUUAAAAUUAAUCCCAUUUCAUUAAAAUCCAUAUGAAUUUAAUCUGUCUGUAAGUGACAUCAUUGUCUUUAAACUGCCCUCUUCUAUGGCUAUCUAAGAAUAGUUAACUUGCAUGUUGCUCUAUUUGAGGUUGUGACGUAAAGAGCUAGAAAAAAAAUUCCAGAUCUAAACAGCAAACUAAAAAAAAAUGUACUGCCACUCCCAAAGGUAUUCUGUUAGUUUCCCCUCCGUUUGUGUGGCACAAAGUAAACAGUUUUUCCAUCCAAGUAACACUCAUUCUCUCGUUAGAAAAAUGAAAUUGUUGAGCUCAGAUUAAGGAGAGAUAGUGGAUUAUUAGACUAACUGCUGGAGAUAGAGUUGAAUUCUGACUUGUACAUAUGUGGAGAUAGGAUGGGACCAGAAAUCCUCUUUGUGACUCAUCAUGAAAAGCACAUGCAGAAUUUGCACAACUCUGCAGAACUGACAGCUGUUAUUCAGAUCACAUCUCUCCAGCUGAUGGUGUCCCCUAAGAUUACUCUGUGUGAUUUGGAAGAAGAAAUGCCUGUGUUUGGCUUUUGUUGGUGGUUUCCCAUCCAAUGACUGACCCUGGGUUGUAAUAUGACUUGAUUACAACACUUGGUGGCUGCGAGCAAAAGAAGCUCAGGAUUUAGAAAAGCAGGGAUGUCGCAGCAGUGCUAUGGCAAUGGUGCUGAACUGUCAUGGCAUGCAAGGCACCUACCUACGUUAGACCCUGCUCAUGUCAUUGUUUCCUGCUCAAUUUCAUUAGUACUAUGAAAGCUUUGUUUUGAUUGAAAUACUACAAUGUAUGUAUUUUAACGAUGUGUUUUAAGGUUUGACAAAGCUGUUAUAAUUAUGUUCCAAAUGGAAUUCUAUGUUUAAAACUGCAGUCAUAGUAGGAUAAAAGCAUUUGAGCUGAUACUAGCUUUUUUGCUAUUGAGAUCCUCUGCGGCUAACUCAUUCUUUUACAGAGUGCAAUUUUCAGUAAAACCCAUUGCUUUUUAAUACUCCUGGAUAUUCCUUUUGAAUAUCUCUGCAUUCUUGUUGGCUCCAGCCAGCUUGUUUUGCUGCAUUUCAUUGAAUUUGCAAUAUUAGUAUUUUAAUUGCCAUUGUGCACUAGCAGAAGCAAGUUAAUAUGUAAUUUGAGUUAAUUUAUAUUAGGAAUAAAUAAAACUGUACUGUAACUUUUUUUUGGUUUUGGAUUCUCCCAGUAGCUUAGUCAACUCAAUAAGAUUCUUUCCUAGAUUUGGUUAUGUAAGCUCUGUGGGUUCGUAUGUUUUUUACUCUCUUACAAACAAAUGUUUCUGCCAUGGGGGUAGGUGAUAUGGUUAGUUGUUGCUGAUCACAGAUAAAAGCAUACAUGGGUUGAAAUCCUUGUUAGCCAGAUAGUAGUCCUGUCUGUCACAAAGAGAAAAGGAAUUAGUUUAUUUUAGUCAUAAAUGGAUAUUUAUUAACCAGUUGCUCAAUUCUCUUCGUGAAAUGUAUGACUUGGUUAAGCAGGACUGAGGAGUUGGCUAACUCAUACUAUGACUGGCUCGUUCACAACUGCAAAUUAAACUAAAAUAUAAAAUAGCUUUUCAGCCUCACCCACAACUUUUUAACGCAAGGGUGACUAACUUUAAUUACUGUACUGUUUUAACUACUGUUUAACUAUAUGUACACACAAACAUAGUGUAAAAACACCAUAACUUGCUGAAUGAAAUUCACCAGCCUCUGAGAACUGUGCUGGGACAGAAUCAUCAUUCCAGUGCACAGGUAUCUAGAGAUACAGCAUGGGCCAGCUACAGAGGCUGGUAGAGUCAGCCCCUCUAUGCCUCCUCUGGGAGGGUUUUUUUGUCACUGGCUUGGAAUAAAUACUUGCCCAGUGGC
Messenger RNA from Chrysemys picta bellii (western painted turtle), 9300 nucleotides. The record is from RefSeq and is a predicted model, not a curated record. NCBI's taxonomy places the organism in Eukaryota, Metazoa, Chordata, Testudines, Emydidae.